This is a messenger RNA of Boeremia exigua, 1017 nucleotides long. RefSeq names its product acyl-CoA N-acyltransferase. Gene Ontology annotation, molecular function: acyltransferase activity, transferring groups other than amino-acyl groups. Lineage: Eukaryota; Fungi; Ascomycota; Dothideomycetes; Pleosporales; Didymellaceae. The record is from RefSeq and is a predicted model, not a curated record. The coding region runs from base 117 to 746 and encodes 209 amino acids. The transcript is spliced from 2 exons.
GGAACACACCGGACAUCCUGGGCAUCUCAAUAACGAAAAGCCACCUUUAACCUACAUUCAAUCAAUACUCUUCCGCUACGUGAGAUUAGAGGUGAACCUUACACUUCAUACCGAUCAUGAGCCACCACGAUCCAAUUGCGGACGCUAAAGCGCAAGAGGCGACCCACAAAUACACUUUCCGGCCAGCGACUAUGGAAGACAUACCCGCCUUGCAGCAGAUGAUUGGAGAAUCGUUGCGAGCACUUGGAAAAGGAUACUACUCAGAAGCCGAACUCGAAGGGUCGAUAGGUUUCUUGUUUGGCCCUGAUACGGUGUUGAUAAUUGACCAAACUUAUUACAUCCUCCACCCCCUCACUUCUCCUAAAACAAUCGCCGCUUGUGGCGGCUGGUCCUUCCGCCAAACCUUAUAUGGCGGCAACAAUGCCCCUUCGACCUUGCGCAUGCCUGCAAAGCGCAACCCGUCGACAGACCGCGCCAGUAUUCGCGCGAUAUUCACGCACCCCUCGUUCGCGCGCCAGGGUCUUGGGACUAUGAUGAUGCGGUACUGCGAGGCCAGCGCAGCAAAAGGAAAUGAUGAGACGGACGGUUUCAAGAGACUGGAGAUGGGCGCGACGCUCAGUGGGGUCGCGCUGUAUGAGAAGUGCGGUUACGUCAGGAGCGGGAGGGAGGAUGUGGUGGAUUGCCCGAACGGCGAGGGAAUCAGGAUCUGCCAUAUGAUCAAAGAUUUGCAGAGCGAGGCGCCAUGAGGAUGUGAGUAUCGCAUGUUGUUGAUGGGUCGAUGGUUGCAGGAAAGACUUUGAUGCGUCACCUGGUAAGCUGCUGGAAGACAGCAAACCAUCUCCAACAUUCACAAGUCCUUACGAAGAAAUUAUGAACUGUGCUUUGCAGAGUUCAAUUCAGACAAGAGGAUGCCUGUGAAUUCAUGGUUGUGAAGAGAACUAGAUCGUUGAGCGUUACUACUUUUGCAGAAUCUACAUGCAAUGAUCGAGUGAACAUGGAUAAGAAGAAUAACCAAGU